AGAACACUGGCAGUGUUAGAUAAUCGAAGUCGAAGUGUUGAGAAAAUCAGCUGUAACAUGUUAAGAUCAGCUGUGAGCAAAUCUUUUCGUUCCUGCACUCACUUUCUGAAGCUUAGGAUCUGUUCUAUAUGCUCCACUGCUGGCAAGGAUGCAGCAGAUUUCUACGAUAUUACAAUCGUUGGGGGUGGAAUGGUUGGUGCAAGUCUGGCCUGUGCCUUAGGUGAGUGAGUUUGCUGCGAGACCACGUACACAUGUUUGCCCGCCAUUUCUUGGCCAAAUAAUAUUAUUUUAGACUUAUCUCCUGGGGUUAACCAGGGCAAUUAACCCAUGAUUUGGCCUGGUACAUGGUACAUGUGAACUGACUUUUUUAACUGACUCAUCCAAACCAGUGCCUUGAAUCUUUCAUUGUUCUUCACCAGAAUCUCAGAAAUAUCUUGAAAAAUAUAAUCCUCAGCAUACACCUUGGAAAUCUUUAGUUUUUCAGGUGCGUCUUAGUUGUCUCCCAUAGCAGGAUCUGAAAGCGGUAUUUUCGCGAUCUGGGAUUUGACCAAAAUACAGUGUUGGAGUUGGAAAAAUGCAAGAUAUCUGUUCAACCAAGGCAGCAGGAUUCGCCAAAGUUUGGGCACAGGGUGCAGGAUUUUUUUCUUCUGUAUAUUGGGAAUUCAGGAAAUCAUACAUUUGAACAGCAAAUACUAAUCAACCAGGUGCACAUCAAGCGGUGUCUCCUUACAAACCAAACUAUAGAGUGUGCCUUGUUACUUAGUUUCGUUUUAUAGUAUUGUUUUUGGAAACCCCAAAAGGAAUUCAGAAAAACCAUAAAAAAAAUAGUGGGAUGCAGGAUAUUGAUGAAAAAAGAGCAGAAAUGUGGAUUGGGAUCCCCCCCUAACCCCUCUUCCAGACACUCUAUUUGGACAAACCAAGCUUCUUACCCACGGAAAUAGCCUGUUUCAGGCUCUCAGAUAGUGGGGAUUAGUAAAAGUUAAAAACUGCGUCACUUAGUGGAGGUGGGUGCCCGGGAUGUCCAUUUUUCCUUAAGCUUUAAUAGCCAGACUACAUGUAACUGUUAGCAUGGAUACUCUUAUUAGAUGCUUGAUGCUUGAUUACCCAACUCAUUUUCCAGGGAAUGAGGGUACCUCUUCUGGUGAACCAUGCAGGGUAAUUUUGUUCCUUGUUUUGUUGCUGGACCAACACUCAGGGUCUUUAAAUAACUGAGAAGAAAGUGCUGCCUUUGUAAUGACAUCUACAAACGGUCAGACUUUCUAGUCUUCUUGGAUAACUAUCAAAAACCCUAGGUCCUGUCUCACAGCACUUUCAGAUCUGGUUCUUAUGGGAUGCAAAAGAACUCACAUGAUCGUUUGAAAAGAGUAGGGGACAUAGACCCCAUUGGUGUGGUCAACCUUUCCUGGGCUGGGUUGGUUAUCCGUAAGGAGAGUUUUUGACAUAGGGAUAACCUCAUGAUCCUCGUUCUCUUGUGAUACUGCCUUUUAAAAUUUAACAGCUAUCAAUCCUUGUUCUGGUUUUAUCCAUGUAGUUUAUUUAUUAAGUUAUUUUGUAAUCUGCUUUUGCAUCUUUUCCACAAGGUCUUGAAAGAACAUUAGAUGACCAUAAGAUUUUGCUACUUGAUGCUGCUCCAGACAAAGCAGAAAACAUAACUUCCAUUUACAGUAACCGUGUUAGCAGCAUCACACCAGGAUCUAAAAAACUUCUGGAAAGUAAGUUGAAGUAAUAUAUCAAACAUGAGAUGCAGUGUUUCAUCACCAGAUGAAACACCGCGAAGAGAGUUGAAAAUACGACAUGCAGCGGAGUAUUUUUGACGAACUUCGAGGUGUUUCAUCUGGUGAUGAAACACUGUGUCGAAUGUUUGAUAUUUCUUCUCAAACAAAAUCAUUUUUGAAGGAGAAAUUAAGGAUGCAAAUACUAAGCAGUGUUUCAUCCGAUUUCCAAACACUCAUUAAACAUUAAUUUCCUUUGUAUUUUCUUAAUGAAUUAUUAAUGAGUUUGAGAAGGCACUAUUACAAUGAUUUGUAUUUUGUAAUAUUAAUAAAUUAAGGUGCUAGUCAUUAACAUUUUGUAAUCUGUGUAGCCUGGAACCUUCUGAUAAAAUGCAAAAAAAAAAAAAAACAAAUUAAGUCAAAUACUGGUAUGCAGAAUUUUCCAUUGGUCAAAUUAUUUUGAUGGGUACAUUUAUAAACUCCCAUGCCCAGAACUAAAAUACAAAUGAGUAUAUUGCUGAAAGUGGAAGGAGCCUAAUUGUUCCCUUUUUAGCUAGUAUACGUAGUAUGCCUGUGCAUCUAAGCCAACCUCUGAUCUGUUCAGCUAGUGACUCUGUUAUUAACAGUCUUCUUGCUUUGAAAGGUAUUGGUGCCUGGGAUCACAUUUGUAACAUAAGACACAAGCCAUUUCGCAGAAUGCAAGUAGGUAUCUGAUGAUUAUUAGAAACAGCUUUCCAUUUAAAAGUGCACCUCUCCAUCUAAAUUUGUACUUGUUAGAUACUGUAGGUUUAAUUUGUUGGAAUUUUCCUUUUUAAUUCUGAUAACCAGCUAGAAAAAGCUCUUACACAUGUAGGUGGAACAUUGGAUUCUUAAUUUCAUAUUUGCAAAAAACAUCUCUACUGUGGCAAUCUAAAACAUCUCAUUCUGGAUUUUUACAGUAAAAUAUUAUUAUAUCACUUUUUAUAGUAGCUAAAGAAAAACUUCACAAAACAAUUUGGAGAUGUCUUUGCAAUAUCCCUAGAAACACAAUACAUGAUGUAUAUAUAGUAAUCUUCAGAAGUUCUACCAAAGAUGAUUUAUUACAAUGGUAACACCACAACAAUAAUACCUGCUUGAGAUCCAAGGCUUUAGGUAAAUCUUCACAGUAACAAAAAAUUCAUGACCGUGAUACUGUUUAAUUUUGUGUUGUCAUUAGGUCUGGGAUGCAUGUAGUGAUGCACACAUUUCAUUUGAUUACUCAAGUACCAUUGAUGAUGACUCAACAGAUAUGGGAUUUAUUGUAGAAAAUCCAGUAACCAUUGCAGCUCUUAAAAAGCAACUGAAAGUUCUUGAUUCGAGAGUAAAAGUUCUUUAUGGAACAAAGCUUUCAAGGCUGACUCUUCCAGAUUUAACGAUGGAUAUGGUAUAAAAUUAAUAUACACUUGCUAUCUUUUUCCUUCACUGAUAAAUGCGUGUAGCUUCUUACCUUAAUUGUCUUGUCUAUCCACUUGAUAUAAUAGUACCUUAGCAGAAGAAAUCUUUUGAAUGCAAGGGAUAAUCUAUAUAGCUAUAGCCCAAAUCUUGAAAGUGAAGUUUUACCAGUACUACUAUACAUGCAGUUUUGAAUUUAAUAAUGAUGAUAGUAAUAAUAAUAAUAAUAAUAAUAAUAAUAAUAAUAAUGAUAAUGAUAAUAAACUUUAUUUAUAUAGCGUCUAUAUCAUUAUUAAUAACUGUUUUAGACGCUUUACAAUGUAUUAAAACUCUAAAAUAUCUAACAACUAUAUAUAUAAGUAUGAAAAUUAAAUAAAAAUCUAUUUAUGAAUUUAAAAAAAGCUUGGUGAAAUAAAUAUGUCUUUAAGUGUUUUUUGAAAGAAUUCAAGAAAUUGGCAUUUCUUAAAGAUGCAGGUAUGCUGUUCCAUAAUUUAGGUCCUGCGAUAGAAAAUCUUUGAUCACCAUAAGACUUAAGCUUAGAUCUCGGGACUUGAAGUAACUUAUUCGAGCAAGAACACAAAUGGUAAGAGCUGCUACAAAAACUGAGCAAAUUGAAUAUAUAACUUGGAAUUUAAACAUAUCCUGUGUUCUCUAUUAAGUAACCUCUUCAACCUUGAAUACAGGUCUGUACUGUGGGAUUAGCUCACUUGGUAGAUUAUGCUUGACUGCAGAGCAGCCAGGAGGUCGUGGUUUUGAUUCCUAGGACUGACUAAUACUCAGCGUAUUGAAAUAACUGAGAAAUGGAAGGUACUUCCUUUGCCCUGCAAAUGGCUGGACCUUCACAUGGCUGCGAUGACUACGUAAAAAUUGCAGUCCUCUCUCCAGAAGGAGACAUAAAAUAGUGUCCACAAUAAUACCUAUCUAUGUGCUAAAUACAUUGACACUCAAAUAAAGUACUUUUUUCCUGCCACAGAUGUAGGGGGAGGAUGGGGGAGACUCCUUGGGAACCAUCUGUACUCUUUGUACCUUUUGUAUGCCAUAUUAUAAUAAUAUAAACUUUACAUCUGUUUGUAGAUACAUGAAGAUUCCUCUGCUCAAAAUCCUAUAUUAAUUUGCACUGGUUUUAUAAAUCUCCUUAAAGAAAAAAAGUUAUUAAUGUAUUAAGUUAACCAGUUUAAUCCAAGAUACUAGGGUUCAUUUAUGGCUUAAACUUUGCUUUUAAUCCUGGACUUGUACAAGUGAGUGAGGGUUAUUUUUCUUGAUAUAAAAGUCAGGUAAAGUGAUAAUGUUUUUUAUUUUUAUUUUUGUCAUUAUAAUUAUUUUAAAGGAUUCUGAAGAUGUUGGUCAUUCUUGGGCAAAAUUAGAGUUGGAAGAUGGGAAAACAGUGCAUUCAAGAUUAGUGGUAUAUUAUUUUUGAAUGAUGAAUAAAAUUAUUAUAAUUUGAAGCCUAUAAGUAUUUUAAUUAAUAAUAUUGUCACAACUGGAUCAAAGCUAUUUACAAAAGAUACAUAAUGAUUAUUUAUUUAUGACCGCAUAGGAGGGAUAGUGUUUGAAGCAGCUCUUUCAAGACUCUUUUUUUAGUGUCCUAUAUAAUUUUCGUAGUCAAUUCACAAAACAAAACCAACUUUUAUAUCUCUCAAUUUACUUGGUAAAAAUGACUGCAUUAAUUUUUUAUUGGAAAGGUAGGAGCUGACGGACCACAGUCUUCAGUGCGAAAGCAAGCCAAUGUGGAGUGUCUUUCUUGGAGGUAUGAUCAGUCUGGAGUAGUGGCAACUCUUCAUCUUGGUGAGGUAACCUUUGAAAAAAUGAGUUAAUUCUAGCCUGUUAUGUAGUAGAUGCUGCAAAGAAAAAGCUAGAAAAUUCAACUAGGCAGGUGGAUUGGGAUUCCUGGACGGGUACUCCUGAUUUCAAGUGACAGGGAUAAUUGAAGGGUUUGAAAUUUUCAAUUCCGGGAUUUUUUUUUUGGGGGGGGGGUAGGAAAAUUUGGCAAGUACCUUUUUGGGUGGGUUGAUUUAAGUAAGGACUUUUUUGGGUAUUCAAAACAAUCUGAAGUUUCAUGGUAGCACCUUCAUGUCUUUGCCGUGUAGUUCUGUGAAUUGGGUACCACCAAACUUGUUAAGGCUUGGAAAUUCGGCAUGGGAUUUUUGGGGGGUUAAUUUUUGUUCAAGGGAUUUUUGGGAGUUAUGCUGGAAGCCCUAGGGAAUUUUUGGGUUUUGACAUUUGCCUCCAUUCGCUCAUCACCAUCACUGGAAAUCCAGAGUACUCCCUUGGGGAUGGGGACAAAAGGAGAAGAAAGGGAAAUUAAGGGCAAUUAUUCCAUCUCCUGAUUCUUGUUUCCAUAUCACCUGCACCAGGAGAAGUAUUUUUUCCUGAACACCAGGCAAGUUGUUCAAAAGGCAGACACGGCUCUAUACCAGAUGAAUCAUCACUAUUCAGUGGCUAAAACUGUGUUUUAGGAUAACCAACUACAUUAUCCAUUGCAUAGAUGUUUUUUCACUAUUGAUUCCUUUGAUUUUAUAAGCAAUUCUCCCUUUCACAUGCAAUGCAAUUUCGAUUCUAGCAGUUCAUGGGAAGUCCAGUGGUGGAUCUAGGGGAGGGCCUCCCCCCCUAUUUUUAGACCAAACUGAGGCCUCUUGAGCCGAAACAAAAUUAUUUUUGGGACACCUCCACCUUAUCUCAGGGUCAGGAUGACUGCGCCCCCACCCCCCCUCCCUUACCUAAAGGUCUGGAUCCACCACUGAAGUCUCCAGAGGUUUUUUUGCAGGCCCCCCCUUCAUUAUUAUAACUCAUUAAUUUUCAGAUAACAGAGAAUGUGGUCGCAUGGCAGAAGUUUUUGCCCACAGGACCCAUAGCACUCUUACCGGUAAGAACAACAAUACUGUUGAUGUUCUCAUAAUUAAGUGACCACCUCUGGAAUCCAUUAAAGUGGAUGUAACUAGAGCUGAUUAUUUACGAGAAUCAGCUCACACUAUUGACCAUGUGAAAAAGUUAUUAAGCGUCGUUGGUUAUGCUUGGUAUACGUUGCUUAUGGCCAUGUUUUUAAUGCUGGUCAUUGUAGGGAGAAAGUGAACUUGUAUUUAAUAAAUUUGAAUGUCCUUGCCAGUUGCUAAGUGCAAUGAUUAGUUACUCAUGUGUUUUCUGUUGAAGUUUUUGUUGCUGUUGUUUUUUUUUUCUAAGGAGCAUAAACAGAACUGAAUUGUGUUAGGCUUUAAAUUUAAUUAACUUAAAAAAUCGCCACCUCUUAAAAAAAUGUGGCAUAUUUUGGUUUUUGUCCUCUAUGCAGUGAAAUUCUAAAUGAACAUUCAUUUUUACAUUUCUCUGGCUUAGUUAACAGAAAAUCUGAGUUCUUUGGUGUGGUCAACAAGUCCUGAACAUGCUAAACAGCUUGUUUCUAUGGAGGAAGACCGAUUUGUUGAUGCUGUCAACAAUGCAUUUGUAAGUUUGUACUUAUACGUUUUUUGGUUCACAAGCUAAGGCAUUUUGUGAGAGGCUCCUAAUUUCUUGGUUCCUGAAAACCACUUACAUGUAUGUGAAUGAAAGUUUCCUGAUAAAACACUACUUCAAUCAUUUUUAUUGAAAAGUGGGAAGAUUUUGAGCGUCAUCCUCUCGUGGAUCAAGCAACAAGACUUUCACAUCUGUUAGCUUCUGUUGUUCAGCCAUGGACAAGUAAGUGCCCAAUAGUAUGUUUUUCUAUAGUGCUAUCUUAAUUUUGUUCCACUUUAUAGUCAACUACCAUUAUUUUAGCCAGACACCAUAGGUGUCGAGAGUAGAGUCUGUAGGAGAUAGCCUGCAAGCAAGCUCUCUGGGGUGCCCUAGCCUGCGUAGCAGGGUCGAAAGGGGUAGGGGAUAGGGAAUAAGGGAGGGGGGUAGUGCUUUUCUCCCUCCACCUCUCCCUCCCAUUUUUGCAACUGCCACGCAGGCUAGGGGCGCCCUGGCGGUGGGGCAGGAAAAGGAAGGAGAGCUUGCAACCUCGUCUCUGGAAUCAGAAUAUCUGCAUCAAGAGAGUCGAUGCUAAAUGCUGAUUGGCAGAGAUGACAAAAGUAAUGAUGUCAUUACCCUUGGCACUUGCUUUCACGUGUUUUUCAAUAUUUUUUCACAUUUGCAUUCAUUUCCACUUUGCACUGAUUGGCGGAAAUCUGACAGCUCGGUCAAUGGGGAGCCACAGGGGAACAGAGACGUAGUUGCAAGCUCUCCUUCCUUUUCCCGCCUAGCCACUUAGGAGCUCAGAAAGUGUCCACAGGCCUUUUAGAGUUGGAGUCUUUAACAAUGGGAGUAUGUUUCAGUCAAUCGUCCAAAAGGACGUCACAAAGCAAGAGUUUACCAAACUGGGGCAAAUGAGCCAAUACUCAUGCAGGCAAUAAUAGAGACCUUACGAUACACCGUUUCUGUGUACGGGUACGGGUAAAUUAGCCAUACACAUAACCGUAAAUACGAUUAGAUUGCCUCUUACCCAAAAGAAACGGGUAGGCUACUGGAUAUAAUGGUUAAGCCAUCAUCACAUCUGGUUAAUCAUGGUUGCCUUUUAUAAAACUACGAGGUAAACAUGUUCACUUACCCGUACCUGUAAACAGUGUCCCCUUAAGGUCACUAUUAUUAUGACAAAUUUUUCUGUCUUUCAGAAAUUUGUUUUAAAAAAGGUUUCCCUGUUUUUCAGAUGAUUCCAAACUGAUUUUUUGUCAAGGUUUUUUUCAAACCCAAGAAAAAACCUCUAAGUGAUAAUAUUUUUUUGAGUGAACAUUGAAGCAAGUUGUGCAAAAAGCUAGCAUUUUUUACCUGAAGUAGAAAUUGGCACUUAACGCUUUAAUCCUCUUUAUGAGUGAUUCACCAUGACUUUAUACCACUGUCUACUACUGCUGUAAUAUCAUAAUCCUGGACUAAUCUAUGGCGAGAUUAUUUGUUUCUGUAUUAGUAGCUUUUAAAUCUUUGGGUAAAAGUGUAUGGUGUUGCCAUUCAAAUGAAACCUCUUUGGUAAACUGCUAUUUUUUUUUUCUUACGAUUUUACAAAAAGAAAUUUUGAGACAUCAUACCACUUGUAACAUAUUAGUAACGAAGGGUUUAUUCUUACUAAUUCGUUUUUCCUUCACUCAGCAUCUGUCACCCAGUCUCCACCGAGCGUUAGUGGAGUGGAAGAAAGAAGUCGCGCUAUGUUUCCGUACGGCUUUGGUCAUGCAACAGAAUAUGUCAGGCCAAGGCUGGCUUUGAUUGGGUAAGACAGCGCUGUACUUGUAAUCCAUUACUUUCAGUGCGCAAAGUCAUGCUGAGCUAAUUUACAAAAGCGCGACACUGACUUUUGUCAUAAGUAAAUGGAGUAAUAUGAUCGUCGGGUGAGUGAAGUCCUGAAUAGGAAUGUUGUUUACACGACUCCAGGGCUCAAACCAUUCACUGUGGUACCGACUUUGUGUCUCAACAAUUGUCAUUAAUUGUGUUAAAAUAUCGAAAAGAACUCAUCAGUCAUUGCAAGGUCUAUAAACUCUGGUUUGUUUCACUUUUUAAAAGGGCACAAUUCCCAGCUAGGCAAGGACUUCCUUGAAGUUAAUAUCUUGCUUUUCAAGUAUCACUCCUUGCCACUGAUUAGUCUCUGGUUUAUAAACCCCAACAUGCUCUAAUACCUUUGUAUACUCUGUCGCAAACUAUUGUACUUCCUCAAGGCAAAGCUGUCACAGUGGUUAACUACACCACAGGCGGUCUCUUUUUUCUUAGCCUGCUGAGCAAAAGAUGCACAGCGGCUCCAGUCAGGCGAGUGGCCAUUUUCUACCUUCAGUGAGAGUAGAAAAUAGCCUCGCGAGCAACUGGAGGCGAUAGACGGGGGGUUGUUGACAGUUGUCCCUUAACCCUUCAAGCAUAGUAAAUCACUUUGGUAUGCUACGAAGUAGCACACAAUUCAUUUCCACUGGCUUUGGGAGCCAUCUUUUAUUUUCCUUCUUGGGUUGACACCUCGUGCAUCUGGUGGCUGCCACCAUGCCAGCGCACCUGGCACCCCAUCCACUUUGAAGAAGAAUAAGAGACUAACUGGAGUUCCCAGUGAUGAACACAAGUGCAGGCUGGAGUACUCUAGUGGCGGGGAAGGAGAGGGGGAUUGAUAGACUGCGAGCGGUCUCCCUUCUUUUUUCAGAGCCAGGCUCGGCGAGUGAAAAUUGAAAAUUAUGAAAGAGGAGGAGAGAUUGGUGCGGAAAAAAGAAAAAAUGCUCGCAGUCUAAGCAGACUAAAUGUUUAAGGGUUGGCCCUGUAAAUGAUUUUUUUGCUGGAACUAAAGCUUUAAAAAUAAUAUUUUAGCACAUAUUGAGUAAAAUUUUGUUGCUUUUGUUAAACUAAGUGACGCAGCCCACAGAGUGCACCCUUUAGCAGGACAGGGUGUUAAUCUCGGGUUUGGCGAUGUUGCUUGCUUGAGAGAUGUUUUGUGUGAAGCUGCUGAAGAAGGAAAAGACAUUGGUAACUUUUUUUAAAUAUUUGUCGUUGUUUGUUACUCGUAAGUGGAGACAUGAACGCACUAGAAAGUGCUACCAUGACUACAGGGGAACCUCAAUGUAACAAAGUGCCAAGGGACUGUCAAAAUGUGCUCGCUGUAAAGAGGAUUCGUCAUAUAUAAGUUCUUUUUCAUAUAUUACCGACUUUACUUGGGGAUUUCUUGGGGACCACACUCAAGUUUUAAAACAGAAAGAAAAAUUCGUUGUCGCUUGUUUACGUACUCCAUAAAAGGUGAAAUAAGAGAUUUUCACUCCGUAAUCGUGCAAUGACGGCAAAGAAAUGUACAAAAAAGUCUGCUGCACGUGCAAAGUUUCUGUUUUGCUUAUCAAGCCUAUUGCUUUUUUGAAGUUCUUUCUGCCGUCUCCGUCGUCGUUGCUGAAGCUCCCUACCAAUAAUAGCCACUGAUGGCUUCUUGUAACUCUUCAUUCUCAUAAUGUAACUCUUUAAUCUUAAAUGUUUUUUCAGGAUGUUUGGAACAUCUGUUAACCUAUGAAACCAGGCGACAGCAGAGUGUUGUCCCCAUGAUUACUGCUAUAGAUUUUCUCAAGAGACUGUACUCCACCUCAAGCCCUCUGCCGGUUCUUGCUCGAUCAAUGGGCCUCGUAGCGACGAAUGCUCUUGCUCCUCUUAAGGUAACACCUUCUUUAAUGAACUUUAAAAAGUACUUGUAA
Molecule: messenger RNA, 10258 nt
Organism: Porites lobata
Lineage: Eukaryota; Metazoa; Cnidaria; Anthozoa; Scleractinia; Poritidae
Source: the annotation of a GenBank genome assembly